Molecule: messenger RNA, 2377 nt
Organism: Pyrus x bretschneideri (Chinese white pear)
Lineage: Eukaryota; Viridiplantae; Streptophyta; Magnoliopsida; Rosales; Rosaceae
Exons: 2
Coding region: 140-820 (226 amino acids)
Molecular function (GO): protein binding
Source: RefSeq, a predicted model, not a curated record
GGGGUUUGAACCCUUAAGCACCUCUUCUCCUCCAAAACCAAAACCCUUCUCUCUCCUCUCUCUCGCAGCUCUCUCUCUCUCUCUCUCUGUGUAACCAAACAGCAGCUUUUCUCUCUAAAACCGAAACAGUCGAAAAGCCAUGGACCUCAACAAAGCACCUGAACCGUUGAAGAUCCUCUGCAGCUAUGGUGGUAAAAUCCUCCCCCGCCACUCCGACGGCACGCUCCGAUACGUCGGCGGCCACAACCGCGUCCUCGCCGUCGAUUCCUCCAUUACAUGUACAGAGCUAAUGGAGAAGCUUAAGGAGUUCUGUGGCUACUCUGUGGAAUUGAAGUGUCCAUUGCCGAACGGAGAUUUGGAGACCUUGAUUGCCGUAAAGUCCGACGAGGAUUUGACGAAUAUCAUCGAAGAGUACGAUCGAGCUUCUUCUCUGCCUCGUCCUCUGAAGAUCAGAGCCAUUCUCGCGCCGCCGAAGUCCCCGAAGCAAAUCUCGCCUCCGAUGUCCACUGCUACGAGCGGCGGCGACUCGUCCCCCUCGAAAUCGCUCUUCUCAUCCACCGAUUCGCCUCCGAAACGUUUCGUUUCGCCACCAAGACGGUACGUUUCGCCUCAAGUCUCGCCGCCGGCUGGACACCGCGCCGGAUAUCAGAGAGGGUCCGGACGAGUCUGCUACUAUCCUUGCCAUGUCCACACUCAGAGGAGCAAGCCCUGCGACAUGUCGUAUGUUCAUCAUUAUCAGCAGUAUCGUCACUACCACCACCACCAACACGUUCCUCACUGCGACAUGUCGUAUGCUCGGAGCUUCCCACAGAGAACCUAGAUGACGUAAUUAAUCUAAAAUACAUUUUAGAAUACAAAUUACAAGGGGUGAUUGGGUUUGUCGAAAGAAGGAAUUUUAAUUUUCUUUAUUUUUUUUAUUUUAAUUUUUAUUUUUUAUACAUUUUUCGAGGUGGUUUGGUAUAUAAUGACAAGAAAAAUACAGUUGUACUUGAAUUCGUUGGGCCAAUCGUUUGGAUUCCGUUUGUCGCCGUUAAGUCAGCGCUGUCUUGUCAGCAGCAUCCCUCCGUGCGUGCCACGUAGCGCUCACAGUUUGUUCAGAACAAGGUAGUCCAAUUAAAGUCGGUCCGCCGUUGACACGUAACGUUUCUGUUACAACUAUUUUGUUGAUAAUAUAUUAAUAUUUGAUUUGCUGUGCUAAUUAUUGUUUAUCUCUUUAAUGUGCAGGUGGUUGUGGCGUUUCACAUGGAACCAGAUGUCGUUUUGGCUGCGGGCCCGUGAGGAAUAUUCCCAAAACGCAUGCGCGCUGAAAUUAAGGGGAAUUGGAAUGAAAAUUAAGAGUCAUAAUACGGCCUUAAAAUGAAAUUAAAUAAGUAAUGAUAAUUAGGAGAUGAACCUUCUUAGCUGUUGCCAGGAAAGCUAAAACGAAUAUAUCUUUAUUCAAACUUGGCUUGAGGGCUGGCCAGUCGGUCCUCAAGUAGGAGGAAUGACUUUUAAAAGGGACAACUUGCCUUGAGGGCUGGCCAGUUGGUCCUCCUAAGUAGGAGGAAUGGCUUUUAAAAGCGACAACUUGCCUUGAGGGCUGCUUCACAUUCAAGUGUCCCAAAAAUUGGAACUUUGUGAGUUGGAGUAACCUUUGGAGGGCUUCCAGAGCCUAAUAUCAUAUAAGCGUUACGCCAGAGUACGGUAAAAUAUUGACUUAACAAGUAAUUUCAGGAAAUUGAUAACUAAGAACAAAUUCUCGCUAAAGAUGAAUUUGAACUAUAUUACUGCUAGCCAGGCUAAUCCCAACAUCUUCACUUAGUGUAGAUAAUAUCGUUUGCUCAAAAAAAAAAAACUAAAGAACAAACAAUGUUUUUGGGUUGUUUUACAGCAAUCUAAAUUAUCUAAUUUUUAAGUCUCCAUUCAUAUAUUAUCCUUGUUAAAUGAUCAAUUCAAUGCAGACAAUUCACGCAUUUAAUUCAUGUCAUGAAAUUUUAGCGUUUAAAAACGUUGUGUUGGUCAACUUAUUUUGUUAAAUUAAUGUCUCAAUCACCUUUGACUUGGCCAAAAUUUUGCACAAAUAACCUAUGAAUUGAAACUUAGUGUUGAUCGCUUAAAUAUAGAGUUGGCCAACAAAGGGUUCUCAUCUACCUUAUCGGCUUCGUCAAAAUAAACACUAAAAUAAAAAGUUUGUUUUGAACAAUAUUAACACUUGUGUGAUUAUAUAAAUCUUAAGUAAAAAUAAAUUAAAAAUUCUUCGAGGUCUAUAAGAUCUUUUCUAUUAAUUUUUGUAUUAUUUAGAGAACAAGUUACUCUCUUUCCUGUCCUCCAUUAUUCUCUAUGCCGCUACCUUCACAACGAAGUUGAUAUUUAAUAAGAUAAUAUUGUUAUCACGGAA